Messenger RNA from Selaginella moellendorffii, 1764 nucleotides. RefSeq names its product acyl-CoA thioesterase 2. The record is from RefSeq and is a predicted model, not a curated record. Bases 56 to 1522 code for a protein of 488 amino acids. Gene Ontology annotation, molecular function: fatty acyl-CoA hydrolase activity. NCBI's taxonomy places the organism in Eukaryota, Viridiplantae, Streptophyta, Lycopodiopsida, Selaginellales, Selaginellaceae. The transcript has 16 exons. Gene Ontology annotation, biological process: fatty acid catabolic process; acyl-CoA metabolic process.
UUUUUUGCUUCGUUUUUGCUCGUUGCCCAUAAACCCUAAUGAUCAUAAACCCUAAAUGGGCGAUCUCUUCCGGAUCAAUGGGACGGGAGUCACUCUGUCGCAAGUUCUCGAAUUUCUGGGCUCGAUUCCAAGCUUCCAGCAGCUCCCAAUCACUGCAAUUGAAAGAUUAGCUCUUGCUGUGCAACCAAAAGAGUGUUUACCAUUAGAGCUUUCAAAUCUUCCUCGCGGAGUCUACAUUGUUUGGAGUGGAGAGCUUGCGCUUGGCACAGGGAAUUCAAGCGUAAAAAUCCUGAGUCGAGGAGGUUUUGUAACUCAAGAAGAGCUCCAAGGUGCUACAGCGAGUGGCAAGGUUGUUUUCUUGGUUCUCAACUCUGCUGAUGCUGCGUUGAUUCAUACCAAACAUAUUUGGACACCCGGUGGAACGAGUGUCAUAGAAAAACUUCUACAACUCGAAAAAGUGGAGAUCGAUGUUUACCGUGGAUUCUCUAAUCCUAAUCUUGUAGAAUUCAAGCAGAUAUUUGGAGGGCAACUAGUUGGGCAAGCUUUAGCUGCGGCGAGCAAGUCCGUAAAUCCUUUCUUUCUGGUACACAGCCUCCACUCGUAUUUUCUAUUUCCCGGUGAUAAAAGCAUCCCAAUAAUCUAUCGCGUCCAAAGAAUCCGGGAUGGAUACAACUUUGCAAAUCGAUCCGUGAGUGCAUUCCAAAGCGACCAAAUUAUCUUCACAAUGACUGCAUCAUUUCGGAGGGGAGAGAGUGGCGCUGAACACCAGCUUCCCGUGCCUUGUGUGCCACCACCCGAGGAGCUGGAACGCGAAGAAAUUGCUCAGCAGCGCUACCUCUCGGACCCUCGCCUUUCACUAUCAAAGAAGGAACUCCUGAAGAACAAUUCUUCCAAAGAACACCCUCUGGAUUUGCGUCGUUGCGAGGACUUUGAUGAAGUGGACCCGGAACCAUGCGAGUCAAGACUGGCGUUAUGGUUUCGAGCCAAAGGAACGCUUCCGGAUGAUCAAGCGUUACACCGCUGUAUCCUGGCCUAUGCUUCCGACUGGAUUUUUCUCGAGUCGGCUUUAAGGCCCCACGGCUGGACAUCCGGACCAACUGGGAUUUUUACAGACAUCAAAGUACUCAGUAUGGAUCAUUCGCUAUGGUUCCACACUUCUGUCAAAGCAACUGACUGGCACCUCUUCUCGGUGCUGCAAAUUUACUUUCUUCGUGUGUUCACAGUUUCUCAUUGCAGAUGGAGAGUCCCUGUGCCGCAUCAGGUCGAGCAUUUGUCUCUGGCCAUAUUUACUCGAGACAAGGAAAGCUGGUGGUUUCCGCAACACAGGAAGGCCUCGUCCGAAAGAAGCUGGAAUCUAGGCUGUGACAAGAUGGUUUCUGUGAUAGCUUCUUCCCAUGCUCUUUACAAGCGUAGUUCUCUUCGAAAGGUACCAUCAACCCCUUGUGGCGAACAAUCUUUCACGCCCUUGUACCAGCCUCCAAAGCUUACCAAAGUCUUCAUCCUGAACAUUACUCCUGCGUGAUCAAGAUCUUGAGAUAAAAGAGAAACUCAGAAAAGAAAAACCAAAAACCUCGCGUGUUUGUGCUGAGCAAGCGCGCUCCAUCGCCAAAGUAGCUCACUGUCCAUGCAAGACGAAGGGACGAGCUACUAGGCAGUUGCUCUGGCGCAAAGCGCAAGCCUGGAAUCCACGAAGAUAUAAUUUAACUCAUGGAACCCACAAAGAAACAAACUCAUGGACCUCAAUCCAUGCCAUUUGUUCCUGUC